AAUUCAAAAAGCAACUCCUCAAAAGAAUAAAAUAAUACCUUCACGUACAGCAGAAGCGGCACCCAUUUUCUCCUCUCCCCGCUAUUAUCGCUUCUCUACCUUCCUUUCUCCGGUCCACUUCCUCCAAUUCAUACCGCAGAAGCCAUUUUCUUUUCUUCACUUUCCCUUCAAAAGACCACGACUAUUUUUGAUUUACUGCCCCCCAUGAAAGAACAAAACUAAAAAGCCAUGACCCAACCACCAAAUAUCGUUCGGAAACUACUGGUAGAAGUAGUCGACGCACGGGAUCUUCUCCCCAAAGACGGUCAGGGAAGCUCCAGUGCCUGUGUCAUCGCCGACUUCGACGGUCAAAGAAAACGAACCACCACGAAAUAUCGUGACCUCAACCCCGUGUGGAAAGAGACGUUGGAGUUCAUCGUUUCUGACCCAAACAACAUGGAGUUCGAAGAGCUUGAAGUCGAGGUUCUUAAUGACAAGAAAUUCGGCAAUGGUAGCGGCCGUAAAAACCAUUUCUUGGGGAGGGUUAAAGUGUAUGGCUCUCAGUUUUCUAAAAGAGGUGAAGAAGGGAUUGUUUACUUCCCUCUUGAGAAGAAAAGUGUGUUCAGCUGUAUAAGGGGAGAAAUCGGUCUGAGAAUUUGUUUUUACGAUGAGUUAGUUGAAGAGGAUCAGCAACAAGCUCCAGCUCCAUCGGAGGAGGAUGCAGAUACGUUGCAAGAUCAAAAGCCGCUAAAAUCCCCGGCAGUUAUUGAGGAGGAAGGCAGAGUUUUUGAAGUUCUCGCACGACCGGAGAUUAACUGCCACGACUAUCACCACCCCCACCACCACCAUUUUCAUCAUAAUGGGACUCACUCGCCUCCUUUUGUGGUUAUCGAGGAGUCUCCACCGCCGGUGGUGCAGGUAAACUCGGAACCAUCACUAGGUUCGCAACAAGUGCCUCUUCCAGAGGAGCCGCAUUACGUAGAAACCCACACUCAGUACCAUCCAGAAGUGAGGAGGAUGCAGACUACGAGAGUCGCGUCCAGUGGUGAUAACAGAGUGAAGACAUUGAGGCCGCCAAUCGGAGAUUUCUCUCCUAAAGUAAUUUCUGGCAGAUUCAAGUCGGAAUCGACGGAGAGGAUCCAUCCUUACGAUCUUGUCGAACCAAUGCAGUAUUUGUUCAUCAGCAUUGUCAAGGCUCGUGGUUUAUCGCAAAACGAGAGUCCUAUCGUCAAGUUAAGGACCUCAACUCAUUGUGUGAGGUCUAAACCAGCGAGUUACCGACCUGGUGCCUCACCGGAUUCGCCUGAGUGGCACCAGGUUUUUGCAUUGGGUCAUAAUAACAAGACUGACGGACAGCUCCCCAAUGCAGCUGGCAACAUAGAGAUCUCAGUUUGGGACGCACGUUCGGAGCAGUUUCUCGGCGGUGUUUGCUUUGAUAUCUCUGAAGUUCCGGUGAGGGAUCCGCCGGACAGUCCGCUUGCUCCUCAGUGGUACCGAUUGGAAAGUGACGCUGCCGCUGGUCAGAUAUGUAAUAGGGUUUCUGGUGAUAUCCAGCUCUCUGUAUGGAUUGGGACUCAAGCUGAUGAUGCAUUUGCUGAAGCGUGGAGCUCAGACGCCCCUUACGUCUCUCACACGCGCUCAAAGGUUUACCAGUCCCCUAAGCUGUGGUAUUUGAGAGUGACGGUUAUUGAAGCUCAAGAUCUUCACCUUUCGUCCAAUCUGCCACCUUUGACAGUUCCGGAUAUCAGAAUCAAAGCUCAAUUGGGGUUCCAAUCGGCGAGGACGAGGCGAGGGUCCAUGAGCAAUCAUAGUACGUCGUUCCGAUGGAUCGAUGACCUAAUUUUCGUCGCCGGCGAGCCGCUGGAAGAGUCAUUGAUUCUGCUAGUGGAGGACCGUACCACCAAGGAAGCGGUACUCCUCGGGCACAUCAUAAUUCCCGUGAGCUCAAUCGAGCAACGGUAUGAUGAGCGCCACGUGGCAUCCAAAUGGUUCGCGUUGGAAGGAGGCGGCGGGGACACUGGGGGAGCAGGCUGUGCUACUGGCGGGUCCUACCGUGGGAGAAUCCAUUUGCGUCUCUGUUUGGAAGGAGGGUAUCACGUGCUUGAUGAAGCGGCGCACGUGUGCAGUGAUUUUAGACCCACGGCUAAGCAGCUAUGGAAGCCAGCUAUUGGGGUUUUGGAGCUGGGGAUUUUAGGGGCUCGUGGGUUGCUGCCCAUGAAAACCAAAGGAGGGGGCAAAGGUUCGACCGAUGCUUAUUGUGUGGCUAAGUAUGGCAAAAAAUGGGUCCGAACAAGAACUAUCACGGAUAGCUUUGAGCCACGUUGGAACGAGAAGUAUACCUGGCAGGUCUAUGAUCCCAGCACUGUUCUCACCAUUGGGGUUUUCGACAAUUGGCACAUGUUUGGUGAAAUGUCUGAUGAUAAACCUGAUUGCCGUAUCGGGAAAAUACGUAUACGAGUAUCUACAUUGGAGAGCAACAAGGUGUACAUGAAUUCGUAUCCCUUGUUGGUUUUAUUAAGAACCGGGUUGAAGAAAAUGGGUGAGAUCGAAUUAGCGGUUCGGUUUGCUUGCCCGAGUUUAUUACCGGAUACCUGUGCAGUUUAUGGGCAGCCAUUGCUUCCUAAAAUGCACUAUCUUCGGCCGCUCGGGGUAGCCCAACAAGAGGCAUUGCGUGGUGCAGCCACCAAAAUGGUUUCUUUGUGGCUUGCGCGGUCCGAGCCACCAUUGGGACCAGAGGUGGUUAGGUACAUGCUGGAUGCGGAUUCUCAUGCAUGGAGCAUGAGAAAGAGUAAAGCCAAUUGGUUUCGAAUCGUAGCGGUUCUUGCAUGGGCUGUCGGGUUGGCUAAAUGGUUGGAUGAUAUUCGAAGAUGGAGAAACUCGGUCACAACUGUAUUGGUUCAUAUUUUGUAUUUGGUGCUUGUUUGGUAUCCGGAAUUGGUAGUCCCAACAGGGUUCUUAUAUGUGUUCUUGAUUGGUGUUUGGUACUAUAGGUUCAGGCCUAAGAUACCGGCAGGCAUGGAUAUCCGGUUAUCACAAGCAGAAACCGUUGACUCGGAUGAACUAGAUGAGGAAUUCGACACGGUACCAAGCAUGAGACCACCCGAAAUUAUAAGGGCCCGUUAUGACAGGUUAAGGAUGUUGGCAGCCCGAGUCCAAACAGUUUUGGGCGAUUUUGCAACCCAAGGGGAGAGGGUUCAAGCUUUGGUGAGUUGGAGAGAUCCGAGAGCCACAAAGUUGUUCAUAGCGGUAUGUUUGGCUAUAACAUUGAUACUGUAUGUGGUUCCACCAAAAAUGGUAGCUGUGGCCUUAGGAUUCUAUUUUUUACGACACCCCAUGUUUAGAGACCCAAUGCCUCCGGCUAGCUUGAACUUUUUCCGCCGGCUUCCGAGCUUAUCAGAUCGGUUAAUGUAGGUUUCGGAGAGUAAAAAAAAUAUAGCUAUAGCAAUAGAAUAGUAUGAGUUGCCCCAUUUGGGCACCGAAAUUUGGUGUGAUGAAGGGAAAUGCGAAGACAACUGUUUUAUGUAAAAAAAAAGUUGUUCCAAAUGAACGUUUUGAGGAGUGAAAAGUGGGACGAGAGUAAAAAGUAUGUCUUUUUUUUUUUUUUUUUGAAGUGAUUGGAUUGGCCGAUUGAGGUUGAAAACUUGAAAUAAGAGAAAGGGGUUGGUGGGGCAACGCAGAAAAGAGUUUGUAGGGGCAAGAAAUUGAGUCGAAUGGGAGACUAAUGAGAGGUUUUUUUUUUUUUUUUUUUGUAAUGGGUGUUACGGAAAGUAAUUAACAUUCAAAUGCUCUUUAACAGAAGAAACUUCAUCAACAUCUUUUUUAUCAUUGUUCUCAGCUGUUUUUUGGUUUGAUGAUAAAUUCCAUCAGUAUAUCACUAGCCAUGAAUUUUGCCUUCUCAACAAGGUAUCCAUGGAGGAUCAUCAAAAUAUAUAAAAACCAAUGUGUCCAUGAAAAAAAAAAAAAUCAAGGUCAAGACGCAAGUCUGUCAACUGACAGCCUUGAGAGUAAUUUUGAAAAGAGAUGGACUUUUGCGUACAACACUUCUUUCAUCAGCCUUUCAUUUGUAGCAAUGGCCCCUUCCAAAGUCAGAUGGCAAAACCUUUACAUUUUCAUUUUGUAAAUUUUUAAUUUUCGAUAAAGCUGGCUUUAGAGGAAGGGAAAGCAGCUCCUGCACCGCCAGUAGGCCCAGCACUUGGUUCGGAGGGUGUAAACUGUAAGCAUUAUGACUUUACUGUAAGGACUGUAAUGCAGGAACUGAUGGUAUGGAAAGUAAAGAUAGUCCUGUCAUUCCUGUUAGGAUUAAUGUUUAUGAUGUUAGCAGUUUCAUUUUUCUGUCGAUUUUUUGUUGGCUUGAGGUACAUGGUGUUUUUCUUGUUUUGAUUUAUUUUUUAUGGUGUUAUUUUCAGGAUAAAAUCCUUAAAGAUACCUCCUGCUUCAGUUUUGCUGCUUGAGGCUGCGGGCGUGUGUGCUUGUAUAAUAUCUAUCACCAACUGAUUGAUUUUUUUUUCUCUCUUGCCCUUUGUUCUGUUUUUCUCCAGUUUCCGAAGGAUACGUGACUUACAGUCAUCACUGAAUUCACUUUUGAUUUUGCUUAGCAUGGCAUUCAUGUCUUUGUGAAUGUGAGUCCAUCCCUGCUCUAAAAUGUUCAAGAUUUACCAAUUUUAUGCAAUAGCUACUGAGAAACUGCUAGACUUGAAUUGCACCGCCCAUUGGACCAGCAUUGAGAAUCAUACAGGCACUUCAGCUAAUAUGGGGAUCAAGUUGUGCAGAUUUGCAGGAAAUUCCAAUGGAGUGACAAAAGCCAAGCAUUGAUGAAGACUGGAAUAGGGAGAAGAAUUUUCUCGGACAAAUGUACUGCCACCUUCAGUCUCUAGUGGGAAUCGAAUUCUAUGAUGCACAAAGAGGAAAAAUUUGUUUGGGACAAUGAGCAUCCAUACCUACCACUUGUCAGGAGAACAUAUGAGAGUAGCAUCAUGUUCAUUACUGGUAUAUCUUAUAGUGCAAAGGCUGCAGUAUUAUAAUAGGAAAUUCCUGUGGAUAGCUAGCCUUUAUGCUCGUAACGAUAGCAGCAGCUUGUGGGAUAAUUUAUCCUAACAGCGACGAAGAGGACUCCAUUUCCUGGAAGCUGGGCUCGAACGGAAAUUUGUCGAUCAAAAGUACAUGGGGUAGCUUGAGGAUCAAAGCUACAAAAGUAGAUUGGUUGUGGGGUUCUCUUUUCAUACCAAAACACAGUGCGUUGGAUAGGCUUUCCACCGAAGCUGAGCAGCUUAGAUGGGGGAGAAAAACUGAUACUGAUUGUGCUCUUUGCCAACAGCAAGAUGAGAGAUAAGGAAUCAUUUGCUUUUUGAGAGUACCUCGGCCUAUGUCAGAAGCAUAUGGUAGCAAAUAUUGCAAAGGCCAAAGAAAAUCUACAAAAGAAAUCUUUUCUUUCU
This is a messenger RNA of Populus trichocarpa (black cottonwood), 5411 nucleotides long. RefSeq names its product protein QUIRKY. The coding region runs from base 229 to 3390 and encodes 1053 amino acids. The transcript has 2 exons. The record is from RefSeq and is a predicted model, not a curated record. NCBI's taxonomy places the organism in Eukaryota, Viridiplantae, Streptophyta, Magnoliopsida, Malpighiales, Salicaceae.